Molecule: messenger RNA, 1429 nt
Organism: Gadus macrocephalus (Pacific cod)
Lineage: Eukaryota; Metazoa; Chordata; Actinopteri; Gadiformes; Gadidae
Gene: haus4
Product: HAUS augmin-like complex, subunit 4
Exons: 9
Coding region: 190-1326 (378 amino acids)
Biological process (GO): centrosome cycle; spindle assembly
Cellular component (GO): HAUS complex
Molecular function (GO): microtubule minus-end binding
Source: RefSeq, a predicted model, not a curated record
AAAGCUUGUUGACGACGCGCGCGACUUGAGCUUGAAUCAGGAAGUCCAUUUACAGACAUAAACAACUCGAAUGGUUACUUCGUAAUCUACAGCCGUCGAAUGUGUCAUCGUUAUUAGUACGAGACGUUUAUCAUUGGUUGUAAUAGAGCGGCAGUACAACUCACGUAAAUUCGUGAUAUUAUUGAUCUGAUGAUGUCUUCUGCUGAGACUGUUAGUGAAUCUUCACUUGGGAAGGGAGACAACUUGCAUCAAGAAGUGCUGGCGUCCUUCCCGUUGUGCGACCUCACUGAGGAGGACUUGAUGCAGAACCCCAAGCUUUGUAAACUCCUGGCAACCUUGUCACAGCACGUUGACCAAACCGGACUUUCGGCCCCACUCAAGACGGAUCUUGAGAAGGCAGAGCAGAAGCUGCAGAACCAGAGGCGUCGCUGGCUGCAGGUGGAAAGCCUGCAUCGCACGCUGCAGGAGAUGAUGCAGGACCACCACGUGAAGAAGCAUCGCACCACUCUGCCCCCCGACGUCACCAUGUUCUUUGCCACAUUGGAAAGGUGUCUUCUAGUGGCUCAGUGUGUUCGUCAACUAGACCUCAGUACCGCCACCACCACCACGACCACCACCACCCCCCAAACGGGCACGGACCGGCCCUCUCUACUGGGGCUGGAUCCUCAGCAGGUGCUGGAGCUCCUGCCCACAGAGAAGAUUGUGCAAAGAAUGAAGCAGAGUUUGCCAAAGGAACUGGAGAGACAUCUGAAGACAAAGUGCUUCAGUCUGCUGUCCUACUACCAGCCUGACUGGGAAAGCGAGAGUGACGGUCUGAAGAACAUCAAGCUGGCCCACCUGUCGGGCCAGCUGGACAGAGAGAAGAAGCGGGCAGAGAGCCUGAACGAGGUUUGCCGUGAGAACGCCGUUCUGCUCCAGCGACAGACCCAGCUCUACGUCCUCGAGCUGAGCAAGUGCAUCCAGCUCCUCCAGUCGCUCAUCCUGGACCACAGACUGACUAUCCAGACUCAACUGGACCACAAGAAGCUGGAAUACUUGGAGGCCAAGUGUGAACUGGUGAUGCAGAAAAUCAGGAUGGAGUCAGUGGAGAUUGGGCUGGACACCUACACAGCCGACACCAUAGCAGCACACAAAAAAAUAAGAGAUCUGCUGGAGUCUGAGCUGAAGGACCGUCAGCUGGAGAAGCAGUCUGUCGGGUCCAAGCUGGCGUCGUUUGAGAUGCUGGGGACGGAGUUUGAGGCGCUGGCCGACGAGUACGCCAGGCUGCAGGGAGAGAUCAACGUCAAGAAGUGGGCGCUGAAGGAAUUUCAUGAGCAUGCUGGAUAGAGAUCACACAAAGCUGACGUCUUACUUGGCUAUGCCCCUUUAUAUUAAUGUUGUCUUUUGUACAUACUGUGUUUUUUCGUCAAAUAAAAGGUCAGACAUAUUG